Molecule: messenger RNA, 5176 nt
Organism: Portunus trituberculatus (swimming crab)
Lineage: Eukaryota; Metazoa; Arthropoda; Malacostraca; Decapoda; Portunidae
Product: collagen alpha chain CG42342-like
Exons: 24
Coding region: 292-2451 (719 amino acids)
Source: RefSeq, a predicted model, not a curated record
GCCUCAGUCGUGGUCUGGCAGUGUAAGGGGAUAGACGUCGGCCGCUCCUCCGUGGCACACGCGAUAGUCAUCCCCGAGUGUUUCUUCAGUGUUGGCGAGUGAGUUCGUUCGACGGGCGUGUGGCUGCCGGCGCGUCGGGUUACUGUGCAAUCCCGUGUGCGGCGGGAGGUGCGUGUGGAGUGCCGGGAGGCGGUGGCCAGGAAGGGACACAUGCCCGACGGUCCUGUGGUCAUGGUGGUGGAAGGCAGCUUGGUCUAGGCAGCAGCCCAGAGUUGAAGUCGCUCCCCCAGGAUGACGGAGAAGGUGGCGGCGGCGGGGAGCCCCAAGAGGGACGCUAGCUACUACCCCACCUCGGCCACGGGCAGCCCCGGGGGCAGCCGAGUUCUGCCCUGGCUGACCGCCCUCGUCCUGUUCAGCGUGGCCUCCUGGUGCUUCCUGGCCUGGCGACACAUUCACCUCGAGUGGAGGGUGGACCGAUUGGAGGGUGAACUGGAAGCACGCCUCGAACAGCGUCUCCAGCAGCUGGGACUCAAGUCUCAAGUCCAGCUCGCACCCGCGCCUACCCACAUCCGCGUGGCGAGGGACGUGGCCGCUGACAACUGCAUCUGUCCCCCAGGUCCCAAGGGCGAACCAGGAUCUCGAGGACGCCGAGGGAAGAAGGGCAAGGAUGGAGAGGCGGGACCCGUGGGUCCCAGCGGUCCGCCAGGGAAAAAUGGGUUCCCGGGUCCCAUUGGUCUGGACGGGCCGAAAGGAGAACCGGGCAUGCAAGGACCACCUGGCCCUCCAGGGGAAACAGGAAAGAAAGGCGAGCCAGGAGCAGGUUAUGACAUUCUCACCCGUGCCAAGGGCAUUAAAAGAUCAAUUACAAGCUUGGAAGGAGGCACAUUAGGGUAUGCAGAAAUCAUCGCCAUUAAGGGGACGAUGGGAGGUGCCUGGGAUAGCAUAGACUCUGAUAGAAUAUUAGCUAUUAAAGGUGACCCAGGCAGUCCUGGACCCCCGGGAGCCCCAGGACCUUCAGGCAAGGAUGGCUUGCCAGGUAUGGAUGGCCGUGAUGGCUAUCCUGGAGAGCCUGGUCCUCCUGGUGAGGUGGGUCCUGCAGGUCCUCUUGGACCACUUGGACCUCCAGGCCCUCCAGGGCCACCAGGGCCUCAAGGUGAAAGAGGUGACAAGGGACACAAGGGUGAGCGAGGGAUCACCACAGUCAACGGCAAAGAAAUUCCUGCCGGAAUCCUUGAGGGACCUCCUGGACCGUCUGGACCCCCUGGGCCACCUGGGCUGCCAGGGGACCCAGGACCAGAUGGUCCCAUGGGUCCUCCUGGGUUGGAUGGGGAGGAGGGAGCACGAGGACCACGGGGCAGGCGGGGCAAGCGGGGUAAGAGGGGGCGGCGUGGUGAGUCUGGCAGGGCAGCGGCACAAGGACUACCAGGGCGGCCUGGACCGAAGGGAGAACUUGGCAAUGUGGGGCCUUCAGGAGAAAAAGGAGAGAAAGGCUCCAUGGGCAUCCAGGGCCCGAAGGGAGAGUUGGGGCCACGAGGUCCCCCAGGGGUGGACGGUAUCCAUGGGGAGUCUGGUCCACAGGGGCCACCAGGGCUGCCAGGUGCACUGGGCCCCAAGGGAGAGAAGGGUGAAUAUGGAGACAUUGGUCCUCCAGGCCUGAUGGGACCACCAGGGUUGCCAGGACCUCCGGGUCUGCCAGGCCUCAAGGGUGACAAGGGUGACAAAGGAGACUCAAAACUGAAAAAACUCAGGAGAAGACAGGGAGAUUCCAGCAGGAUCUGGACGGAGGUGCCAGGGGAGGUGAUCAUGGGUCCUCCAGGUCCACCUGGGCCAACUGGUGCCCCAGGCCUGCAGGGACCACCAGGCAUCAAGGGAGGCAGGGGCAAGGACGGCACCAAAGGAGAGCCGGGUGCCAAAGGUGACAAAGGUGACCCAGGACCUAUGGGGCUGCCUGGACCAAUGGGGCUGCGGGGUGAGACAGGCCGGGCAGGGGAGACAGGCAAGCCAGGGCCAGCGGGUGCACCGGGUUUGGACGGUAUGAAGGGUGCACGAGGAGAGAUUGGCAGGAAGGGUGAGAGAGGGGAUCCAGGACUGCCAGGCACCGACGGCAUUCCAGGGGUGGAGGGUCCAAAAGGAGAGAAGGGAAUGAAGGGAGAGAGGGGUCGGCGGGGCAGGCGGGGCAAGUCGGGACCUAAAGGGGAGAUGGGAGUGCCUGGUCUGGAUGCUCCAUGCCCCACUGGUGCUGAUGGGCUGCCCCUCCCUGGCUGUGGCUGGCGGCCAGGACAGAGUAAGAACAUUAUCCGGCCCAUUGGUGUGGGUCUUGGCCUUGGCAUGGGAGGACCACCCUUAGAUGUGUUUCCCCUCGAGGCCCCAGUUCCCAAGGCCACCGCCCCUCCCCAUGAUGACUAUGAGGAAGACUAUGAGGAGGAGGAGGAGGAAGAUGCGUUGAAAUGAGGCCUGCACUAACCCACUAAUUCACACUGCAUCUGCCCCCUUUAGCUAUGAGGAACUGUUCAGUCGUCACUAACCUCAGCCGGGUGGGUCCAGGAGAUGCUUGCACUGCAUCACCACAUGACACCCAGGGAUACCCACCCUAUCUUGUUUACUCACUAGGCAAUAAUCCUUAUAGAUUCUGAAGUAUGGCAAGUUUUUCAUCAGGGGCCAGCAGUGUAGAGCACUGGGUCAACCCCAGCUGCUGCAGCCUCGUGUAGUGUGUCUCCUGCCACUGAAUUACAGUCUUUUGUUGAAAUGAACCCAUAAACAUUUUGGGAACAGUGCCAGCCACAAGCAUAGUGUAAAUAGUGUACAGAAGUUUCUACUGUCCUUGGUCCACAGUGACUUGUGUAUAGUGAGUUUCUCUCUUUUUUGUGUUCCUCUACGAGCUACAUCAAUAAAUCUUUAGCAGUGACCUACAGUUGUAGUGUUGAUGAGACUACCAGUGCAGUGACUUGCUGGUGCAAUCUUGGUGAGUCAUUAACUGAAACCUGCAAUUGUAAUGUUGUAGAGUUCAGCAGUUAUUUACAAUUGCAAUAUUAUUGUCUUCACUGAUGACUUGCAUUUGCAACUUUGUCUCUAGUGAUGAGCUCUGAUUGCAGGAUAGAAAAAAUGAAAAAUAAGCUUGAGUUUCACCACAUUGCCAACAACAUAUGGCCAAAUUUAUUCUACUUAUGGGAAAGGCUUUGAAAUAUGUGAAACAUUCACUCAUAUAAGUUUUGUUCUAGUAAAAACAUUUUUGAAGUAGUGUUACUGAAAUUAUUUUAUCUGAAUUUAUCAGAAGUACAAGAAAAUUAUGAUAAUGAUAUUUAAAUUCUUAGAUCUGAUAAUGCCUCUUUAGACUUUGUUGGUAUGCAGAGUACAUGUUUUAUAAGCAACACAUGACACAGCAGCAGAUGUGUAACCUUUCUAUAGAUUGAAGAUAUGUAUGUUAUUCUGCAAGAAAAAAUGUGUAGCAAUAUAAUAUUAUUUUACUCAAGUGGAGAAAGUGAAGCAUAUCAUAAUGACAGAUCUUAUGAUAUUAACUUUGAAUUAGGUUUUUUUUCUGUCAAACAUGUAAUUUACUUAAUAAUAAUUACUUAGUUAUUAUUGACCAAAUGACACUGUAAAUGACUUGUACUGUUUUCAGUUUUGAUAUUUUUGUAGUGUUUGAGUAGCUUGAUGGAGUGUAGAGGAGCCAUGACCACAGUGUGUUGGUGUUAUGUGUUGCUUUCUGGCAUGACCAGCAGGCCCUGCUACAGCAUUGGGGGGAGGGCAGAGUGUAACUGGUGGUGAUUCUAACUAUACAGUCAUUCAUCUGUUAUCAAACCAUCAAGAUCUAUAUUGGGUAGAGUACAUAUCGUGAAUAUGGAUGUCUGCUUUGUUUCUAAGUUUGUUUUUUUCUUAUGACAAAGAAUUUGCAUCACAGGAGGGAAAAAUUGUGUAUAACUCAGCACCCCUGACUACCUCAGAACUGCUGCCAGACAGAUCACUUUAAAACUUGCCAAACUAAGUAGUAGAGAAGUGACAUUGUCAUCACCAACCAAUGUACAUGCUAUUCUUAUUUGCAAGUACAGAAUUUCAUUACUGUAAUCUUAAAAUCCUUUGCUUAUACAGCAAGCCCCAGCAUUUGGCAAAUUAAUUAGUCUGGCGAAACUACCGCCAAAUGCGAAUUUCGCCAAGCACGAGUUCUUUAUAUAAAUUGCCUAAAAAAUGCCUCAAUCAGUCUUUGGUCAUUGCCAAAGUCCCUCUUUUGAUCCCUUAAAUACCAUCUUUCGAGCUGAAAUAAAAUCUUUUUCCUUCACAUAUUAGAACACAUGUACAAAACAGACCAAUAAACAAUAAAUAUAGCUAAUAAGACAUGAUAUAAAGGCUGUAAAUCCCGUUUUUCAAUCCGUCUCCCUUGCCCACUUUUGUCCUUGCUGCCAUCCCCAUUGUCUUUACCCCAACUGGUACCACCUGUUGCGCUGGUAGAGGCCAUGUUGGCGGUAAAUCGCCAGAAUUCGUUCCCAUGCUAGCAGAACAAAGGGUAGCACAAACAAAAUGGCUGAAGGGGACUUUCACACUGCGUUCUGAUAGGUUUAGAGAGAGGUCUGACAUCACCAGGGAGCCGCGUGGUUUGCCGCGCAGCCACCAGGGGACCACCAAGUUUGAAUUCAAAUCGCAAAGCAUGCACUCGGUGGUCCGUGGCCACCCUACCGCCAAAAGUGAAUUUUGCCAAGCUGAGAUUUGCCAAGUGCGUGGCCUUACUGUAUAUGUAUUUGUUUUAUUUUUAUCUUUCUCUCUCUCUCUCUCUCUCUCUCUCUCUCUCUCUCUCUCUCUCUCUCUCUCUCUCUCUCUCUCUCUCUCUCUCUCUCUCUCUCUCUCUCUCUCUUUCUCCUAGCCCAAUAGCUCAAGGUGUAUCUUUGGAUUUCUGGCCAUUAAUUUGUUUUCCAAGUAUUUAUGCAUUCUAUGAUUUACUGUAACAAACAGUCACAGAUGAAGACUACCAUGAGGAUCUAGUGUCUGCUACAUCCUUAAUGCUCUGGUAGUUUUUUAUAUAGUUUUGUUUUUGUCUGAUCUCAAAGGUUCAUCUCAUGCUGAUCUUUGCCUUUCAAGCACUCACACUCCAAGACUUAAUAUCUGUUAGCAUUAUUAGUUCAAACUCUCUUAUUCUCUGCUGAAACACUAUACAUCCCAAUUGCACUAUGUUUAGUAUGGUAGGAAU